AAAUGGAAAUUACAAGCUUACAUGACAUUCUCAAUUCUCGUCCAUCGUUCAUAUAUUAAUUUUUUUCUUUGCUCUUUUACUUCAAACUUCUUCCUUUCUAAUUUCUAUGCUUCAAAGUUCAAAUCAAAUCUCUCAACCCAUCUUUUAACAUAUAUUCUCUUAAUUAAAUUUAUAUUUUUUACCCAGUAAACCUAAAAAAAAAAGAACAACACACAAAACCACCCACUUUCAAAGCCACUCAACACCACCCAUAAAAACUGCCAUUUUUCCUGAAUUGUUCGUCGGAAAACCACCUUAGUUGUCUUGUAUCGCUUUUUCCCCUAUUUACAAACUUGUUUUCAGACACCCACAAAUCUGUUUUCUCAGACAUUUUCGUUCUAUUUCAGUUGUGUCUGUUAUUAUCCGUGGCCGUAGGGUUUGCCGGGGAAGCAGGGCAGGGUUUGCCAACGGGAGCCCAGAGCAAAGAAUUACUCAAAAAAAGCCAGUGGCAUUUAUUUUAAUUGGGAACGUACACGUGUAAAGCAAUGGAAACAGAGUCGACGGUGGUGACGUGGGGCACCUGGGAGGAGCUCCUCCUUGGCGGAGCUGUUCUCAGGCAUGGGACCCAAGAUUGGACUGUCGUCGCUGCGGAGCUCCGAACCCGAACCGUUUCUCCAUGCACUUUCACACCUGAGGUCUGUAAAGCCAAAUAUGAAGACUUACAACAGCGCUAUUCUGGGUGCUCGGCUUGGUUUGAGGAGCUUAAGAAGAAAAGAGUAGCAGAGCUUAAGAGAGCUUUGGAACUAUCUGAGGAUUUAAUUGGGACCCUUGAAUCAAAGCUUGAAUCCCUCAAGGCUGGGAAGAAUGAGAAAAGAGAUGGUUUUCAUGUUGACACUGGCUCAGUUGAACCAGAAUUACAUGUUCCUUUGCUAAAAUUGGACAGAAUUGAAUCUUCUCCUAAAGAGAUGUCAAAGGAUGGGCUAUCUGCUGGGAGUUUCACACAUGAAACUCAGGCAAACUGGUCUCAUGAAUGCCAGGUUCCACCAAUGUCUUGUGAAGAUAUAGAGACCAAGCCUGAAGUUUCAGGAUUCACUGAACAUGAGAAAGUUUUGAAUGUAGAAAAGUUGGCAAACACUGUAUGUGAAGGACAGGGAGUGGGUUUGAAGAAACGGAGGGGGAAGAGAAAGAGGAAGGAUUGUGGAAGACAUACUAAUGAAAUAAGUGCAAGAGAAAGUGAUUUUUCAGCCGAUGUGUGCAAAGAAAGUUCUAUUAGUAACUGUGCUGAGGUUGUCAAAUCUUAUGGUAUAAAUGAGGAGAAUACGAACGUGAAAAAGGUUGGAAUAAAAUAUCUGAUGGAGAUUUUAGAUUCUGUUUUGGUAGUUAAAGGUGCUUCUGCCUUUUGUCGCAGGCUUGAUAGCCAGAAACGAGGAAGGUACAAGAAAAUGAUACGGCGGCAUGUAGAUUUUGACACUAUAAGAUCAAGCAUCAGCAACCAAACAAUCAAGUCAGCUAUGGAACUUUUCAGAGACUUGCUGUUACUGACCAACAAUGCUCUAGUAUUCUACUCCAAAACCACUCGUGAAUAUAAAACUGCUCUACUACUUAGAGACCUUGUCACCAAAACAUUGAGAGAGAAACUCAAGUGUUUUACCAGCAGGGUAACCCUUCCUUCUAGGAUUUUACCUGUUGAUGAUCCUUCAGUGAAAGUCAGAAGUGUACGCCCUGGUAAUCGUAAGAUUGUUGCAAAGGUGGUUGGUGGUAGCAACUCUGCUUCUGGGGUCUCACUUGUUGCCAAGAAAACAAACAAAGUGGAUUCUCCUCCUUCAGUGGAAUCCUUACCCAUCAAGAAAGCUUUUGGUAGACCAAAAAAGAUUGAACGUGAAAGUGGAGUUCAAAGAUGUGCAACUCCAAGGAAGGAAAAGAAAAGAGGAAGAGCAAAGUGAUAUGGUCUUAAAGGCCUCUUUGUACAAAUGUUUCCCUUUUUGUUUAUAUUUUAUUUGUUUGCAUUCAGAAGGGUGAACUUUCAUGCAACCAGAAGGAACUUGGACAGGGUGGAGCAGGGGAACUAGUUACUUCAAACAUAUGAUAUUAUAUAGUUCUAAAUUACAAUACACAAUCUAGACAAAAUUUCCUACUAUAGUAGGUACUAGGUACUUCUACUUGUGUCAGGAAAUCUGGUAAAUUGUAAAUGUGAAUUUUGUCUUUACCAAAAGUGAAGUAUACUACUUUAAUCGAAAGGAAGUCAUAAAUUAGC
Molecule: messenger RNA, 2233 nt
Organism: Abrus precatorius (Indian licorice)
Lineage: Eukaryota; Viridiplantae; Streptophyta; Magnoliopsida; Fabales; Fabaceae
Exons: 5
Coding region: 525-1922 (465 amino acids)
Molecular function (GO): protein binding
Source: RefSeq, a predicted model, not a curated record